Molecule: messenger RNA, 1336 nt
Organism: Arachis ipaensis
Lineage: Eukaryota; Viridiplantae; Streptophyta; Magnoliopsida; Fabales; Fabaceae
Product: Alkaline phytoceramidase (aPHC)
Biological process (GO): ceramide metabolic process
Cellular component (GO): membrane
Molecular function (GO): hydrolase activity, acting on carbon-nitrogen (but not peptide) bonds, in linear amides
Source: RefSeq, a predicted model, not a curated record
UUCCAACAUUCGAACCACCACCUGACCUAACUAUUUUUCUUUCUUUUCCUUUUCCUCUCAUUCGAAGGAACCCCCAUAGUCAAAUCAAACCCCAAAACCCAAAACCUCACACCAAAUUUCAUUUUCACCGAUGGGUUGGGUACCAAGAUUCAACGCAAGUCGUAUAUGGCUACCUGCAUUUCUCUUCUCUCUUUUCAUCCUUUUCUUCACUCCCACUAUCCCUCGCUCCCACAACCACCACCAUUUCGUUGACAUGCGCAAUCUUCUCGGAGUUCCCAACACCAUCAAUGUCAUCACAAAUUUCCCUUUCUUAGUUGUGGGUGUUCUGGGCUUUGUUCUAGCCCUCGAUGGAGCUGUCUUCUACAUAAGUUCUCAAGGAGAAGUCUAUGCUUGGGUAGUAUUCUAUGCUGGAAUGGUAGGCGUGGCUUUUGGUUCUGCUUAUUACCAUUUGAAGCCUGACAACCACCGUGUGUUGUGGGACACUUUACCGAUGAUGGUGGCAUUUUCUUCGCUUUUUUCUGCAUUGGUUGUUGAGAGAUUCGGCCAGAGGAUCGGGUUGUUCUGCCUGUUUGCACUCAUUUUUGCUGCCGUUCUUUGUGUAGUUUAUGAACGAAAUUAUAAUGACAUUCGGUUCUGCAUGAUAUUCCAGUUGACUCUUCCUCUAGCUAUUCCAGUAAUAGCAUUUAUGUAUAGCUCCAAGUACACUCACUCAAGAUAUUGGUUUCUGGCUACAGGUAUUUAUCUGCUAGCCAAAUUUGAAGGCGCUACUGACAAGAAACUUUACCAUGCAAAUAACUACAUUAUCAGCGGGCAUUCUUUGGAACACUUAUGCUUGUCGUUGAUCCCAAUUGUGCUCAGCAUAAUGCUCAUCUACAGGGAAUCUAAGUUUCAAAGGUUAGUUGAUCUUAAAGAUCGACAUCAAAGAGGAGGAGUGAAUGAUGAUUUUUCAACUGAGCUAUAUAUGGCUGAGACUUUGCAGCACACUGAGCAAGUCAAAACAAACUAGAUGAAACUCUCUUCCAUAACUUUGAAAAACUAACAAUUUUAACUGUCUAGUAGUGUCAAAUUCCUUUGUUUUCUAUUGUAAAGGAAUCAUAGUUGACACUUACCUGCAUUAAUUGUCGGCCAUAUGGAUGAUGGAUGGGAGAGCUCGUGCAUUCUACGACAUGAUAGAGGUCCUUAGGUGACAAACAAGUGUGUGUCUGACACGCAUUGUUUUUCUCUUUGUCGUUGAGAUCAUUGCCCUUGUCAGUCUUGGAACAGUUGAUUGUGAGGCAUUGGAGACUUUGUAUUCUAGUCUUAUUAUUAGAGUAAAUGUCUUUUCCAAUCCUUAACC